AUGAAAAUCUAUCUUGAAAACAAUACUACAACUGUCGAACAACUUUUACAACAAAUAGAUAUAUCUGAUAGUGGUAAUUUAUAUUUAGCAUCAAUUGACACUCAAAGAAUUUUUCAAAACAAUGAAAAUCUUACAAACUUGAACACGCAAAAUUUUAUUUUGCUUGAAGAAAAUGAAACGUGUGUUGUUUCAAUAGAAAAAGAACGGAGUCUGUCGAUAACUGAUAACAAUGACAAUACAAAUGAAGUUGUUCGUCAACGAUUUCGAACAUCAGCAACGAUUGAAGACAUUAUGAAAGAAAACAAUAUUGAUUAUCGUAAUGAACAGUUUCUCCACGAAAAUGAUUUUGUUCCGGCGGAAAGUACUCCAUUAUCAUAUUUCACAUCACCCAUACAUUUUCAAUUGGUUGAAACAAUUUUACCGUUUGCUGUGACAAUCAUUAACGCCGAAGAUAAUAAUUAUUCAUUGACUUUUUAUUGUUCAUCAUCGAUGAGUAUUGAACGAAUUUUAGAAAUUGCAUGUCAACUGUUUCGAAUAAGAAAGAAAUAUUAUUGCUUGCAUCAUAGUGGACGUAGCAUAGGUGAAGGAAUCGCCCUAAAAGAUCUCGAUACCGUUGAUGAUAAGUUUGAAUUUCAAUUAAUGUACAUGGUGACAAUCAAAUGCCUCAUAUCGUAUACAAAUCAAACAACAAUUUUACCUGGCAGUGAAGAAAUGAAAGUGUUAGAAAUCGUUGAAUAUGCACUGGAAUCCUUACAUAUUGAAGAGAGAGAUAUCGACUCAUACGAGCUAUUCUUAAUACGAAAUGAUAAUAAAUCACAAGUUUGA
Molecule: messenger RNA, 825 nt
Organism: Rotaria sp. Silwood2
Lineage: Eukaryota; Metazoa; Rotifera; Eurotatoria; Philodinida; Philodinidae
Source: the annotation of a GenBank genome assembly